AUGGGGUGUCUACACUUAUGUUUUGGGGAAGCUGAACCAACCUUGGAGGGUUACACUGAUAUAGACAUGGCUAGUGAUGUUGAUGGAAGAAAGUCCACAUCAGCAAGGCUUCACGGCAGCAGAUUAGGGUUUACGAAAUCAAAGAGUGAAAGGGGAUUUGGCUGGGCAAGGGAAGUUGAGAAAAUAGGGCAAUGCAUUUUGCACAGCAAAGAUUUUUUAGGAAUGAGAAUAUGUAGUGGAUGGCGUCAACUCCUCUUGUUGCUGGCUCUCAUUUACUUUCUUUCCCAUUUAUUCUCUGGAGUUUUAGAAUUGCAGCAAAGCUCAACCGUGGAAGAUAUACAUAAAAAGCACAGCAAGAAAUUUGACCAUCUGGUUCUUGGGCCAGCUUCUGGUCAGGGUUUGCGCGAUCGGUUGCAGUGCCAAGGAGUCAAAGCUCUUAAUAAGACCCAUUUUUCGACCUCCUCCCGCAUCUCCUAUUCUGCAGAAAGCAUUUCUUUUGUCACUGUCUUUGCUGUUUAUAACUCCUCUCUCAACAUGCAUGUGGAUGGUAGAUCAUCAACUUUGGUUGCUGUGGGGAAUGCUUCUUAUAAUAAGGUGGAGAGGUCAAUGGCUGUUUUGAAUGUCUUCAUUAACUACAUCCAGGUGACAAUGCCCCAGAGCGCUGUAAUCAUUCUAACUGAUCCAGCAUCUGAGGUUUCAGUGCACAGAAAUAGGGUUAGUUUAUAUCCCAUUAAAGGUGAAUAUUCACGAGACAAGUUGAUGCUUCAAAGAAUCAAGUCUUACAUUGCCUUUCUGGAAGCAAGACUUGAGGAGCUUUCUAAGAGUCAGGGGCAUGCUAAUCAUUACAUCUUCACAGACUCAGACAUUGCUGUGGUUGACGAUCUAGGACAGAUUUUUCACGACUACCCCAAUUUUCAUGUAGCUCUUACCUUCCGGAAUAACAAAGACCAACCCUUGAAUUCAGGAUUUAUAGCUGUAAGGGGCACUGCUGAUGGUAUUCUAAGGGCAAAGAUUUUCCUACAGAAAGUGUUGAAAGUUUACAGCUCCAAAUACAUGAAUGCCUCCCGAAUGCUAGGAGAUCAGUUAGCUCUUGCCUGGAUUGUAAAAUCUCAUCCUUCUUUUGAUGCAAGAAGGUUCGUUAGACCACAGGCUUUUGUAGAAGAAAUUGAUGGUGCUUCUGUCCUAUUUUUACCCUGUGCUAUUUACAAUUGGACGCCACCUGAGGGUGCAGGUCAAUUUCAUGGCAUGCCUCUCGAUGUUAAGGUUGUUCAUUUCAAGGGGUCGAGAAAACGCUUAAUGCUCGAGUCUUGGAACUUUUUCAGUUCUUCAUUUGACAUUCCAGAUACUUUGUGCCUUAUCUUGAAGAGCGGGAGAAUGAAGUAUGAUUUUUGAAUGACUACAUUUUGUUUUGGCUGAGCACUUCAAUAAUCUUUUAAUUGUGUAGGAGCAGCCAAUUUCAUUUGGCAAGGAAUUGCCACAUUUCUCCGUUAUUCCGUUAUAUUGGACUCUGGAUUUUCUGUCUCUGGCACUUGCUAGAUAAUCCUUGGCUUGCUUGGUGGUUAUGAAAUUGGUGUUGCUACAGCCUGCGAAGUGGAAAAAGACAAAAUAAUGCAUAGGCUGAACUUUGAAAAUGGAUUUGAUUGAUUCAUUCAAAUCCAUAUAUAUAUGUUGAUUUGUUCAUUCA
This is a messenger RNA of Malania oleifera, 1684 nucleotides long. RefSeq lists its product as uncharacterized. The coding region runs from base 1 to 1392 and encodes 463 amino acids. Lineage: Eukaryota; Viridiplantae; Streptophyta; Magnoliopsida; Santalales; Ximeniaceae. The record is from RefSeq and is a predicted model, not a curated record. The transcript has 9 exons.